AUGGCCACCACUUCGCAUAUGUUCAUGUACUCGCUCACGGUCCAACAGCCAACAGCUAUUACUCAAGCUAUUUUGGGUCAAUUCACUGGAUCCAAAGAGCAGCAGAUCAUCACCGCGUCAGGCUCGUCGUUGACCAUUCACCGACCUAUCCCAGCACAGGGGAAAAUCACUCCAAUUUUCUCCACCAAUGUAUUUGGCAUAAUUCGCUCGCUCGCAUCCUUCCGCCUUGCAGGAGGCAGCAAAGAUUAUGUUGUCAUCGGAUCUGACUCUGGGCGAAUCGCGAUCGUCGAAUACUCCCCCUCGCAGAAUCGCUUCAAUCGCGUCCAUUUGGAAACAUUUGGAAAGUCUGGAGUACGCCGUGUCGUCCCUGGGGAGUAUCUUGCAGUGGAUCCGAAAGGACGUGCCUGUCUACUCGCGUCCGUGGAAAAGAACAAGCUGGUUUAUGUUCUCAACCGCAACUCCCAGGCCGAGCUUACCAUCUCUUCGCCCCUUGAAGCUCACAAGCCGCAAACCCUGGUUUUUGCUAUGAUCGCCUUGGAUGUGGGUUACGAAAAUCCUGUCUUCGCUGCCCUUGAAGUGGAUUACUCGGAAGCCGAUCAGGAUCCUACUGGCCAGGCCUACGAGGAACUUGAAAAGGUUCUUGUCUACUACGAACUUGACCUUGGUCUAAACCAUGUCGUUCGGAAGUGGACAGACCCAGUUGAUCGUACAGCCUCCAUUCUCUUCCAAGUACCUGGCGGCGCCGACGGCCCCAGUGGUGUCUUGGUAUGUGCGCAAGACAACAUCACUUACCGACAUAACAACCAAGAUGCGUUCCGCGUUCCCAUUCCGCGUCGUAGCGGACCCACGGAGAAUCCAGAAAGGAAACGUUCGAUCGUAUCUGGAACCAUGCACAAGAUGCGGGGAGAUUUCUUCUACCUCCUGCAGUCAGAGGACGGUGAUCUGUUCAAGUUGACACUGGAGAUGGCUGAGGAUGACAACGGUCAGCCCACCGGAGAAGUGAAGGCUCUGAAGAUCAAAUACUUCGAUACCGUUCCUGUCGCCACUCACCUCCAUAUCCUGCGGAGCGGUUUCCUCUAUGUUGCCAGUGAAGGCGGUAACCACAACUUGUACCAGUUUGAAAAGCUCGGUGACGACGAUGAAGAGAUUGAAUUCUCAAGUGACUCUUUCUCAGCCGACCCCACUGUCCCGUCUGCUCCCAUUUACUUCCAACCCCGAGGGGCGGAAAAUGUUACCCUCAUGGAGAGCAUGAACUCAUUGACUCCUCUGAUCGACAGCAAAAUCACCAACCUCACCCAAGAUGAUGCCCCUCAGAUUUACACGAUCAGUGGCUCUGGGGCUCGCAGUUCCUUCCGUACUCUUAAGCAUGGACUGGAGGUGUCGGAGCUUGUGGAAUCCGAUCUUCAACAAGUUCCAUCUGCAGUAUGGACUACCAAGGUGACUCGUGCCGACGAGUACCAUAGCUACAUCAUCCUCUCCUUUGCCAACGGUACUUUGGUCCUGAGUAUUGGUGAGAUCGUCGAAGAAGUGUCGGACACUGGCUUCCUUUCCACUGCUCCAACACUGGCCGUGCAGCAGCUUGGAGAAGACUCAUUGCUUCAAGUACACCCUCGUGGAAUCCGCCACAUUCUUGCCGAUCGACGGGUCAACGAAUGGCCUGCGCCUCAGCACCGAUCCAUUGUCGCUGCUGCUACCAACGAACGCCAAGUUUGUGUGGCACUGAGCUCCGGUGAAAUCGUCUACUUUGAGUUGGACGCUGAUGGGACUCUGGCCGAAUACGACGAGCGCCGACAGAUGUCUGGCACUGUUACGUCCCUCAGUCUAGGUGAAGUCCCUGAAGGUCGGGUCCGUAGCUCUUUCUUAGCCGUUGGCUGUGACGAUUCUACCGUUCGCAUCCUCAGCCUCGACCCGGACUCGACUCUCGAGAACAAGUCUGUUCAGGCUUUGACAUCUGCACCCUCUGCACUUCAAAUCAUGGCCAUGGCCGAUUCAAGCUCAGGAGGCACAACCCUUUAUCUCCACAUUGGUCUUUACUCUGGAGUUUAUCUCCGCACUGUCCUGGACGAAGUCACAGGCGAGCUUUCAGACACUCGAACUCGCUUCAUUGGGGCUAAGCCCGUGAAGUUGUCUCAAGUGUCUGUCAAGGGCCAAACCGCUGUGCUCGCAUUGAGCGCUCGCCCGUGGCUCGGAUACUCCGACAUUCAAACUAAGAGCUUUAUGCUUACCCCCUUGGACUAUGUUGGCCUUGAGUGGGGAUGGAACUUUUCCAGUGAGCAAUGUGUGGAGGGAAUGAUCGGUAUCCAAGGCCGAAACCUGAGGAUUUUCUCCGUCGAGAAACUCGACAACAACAUGCUCCAAGAGUCCAUUCCGCUUGCCCACACACCUCGACGAUUUGUCAAGCAUCCAGAACAGCCAUUGUUCUAUGUCAUCGAAUCCGACAACAAUGUCCUGUCUUCCACUACCCGCCAUAGACUCAUCGAGGACUCUCAGGCUCGUGACGGCGAAAUCGCAGAGCUACCACCCGCUGAAUUCGGAUAUCCUCGCGGUACUGGACAUUGGGCUUCAUGCAUUCAAGUUGUUGAUCCAGUAACCACCAAGUCUGUCGUGUUCACCCUCGACUUGGAGGACAACGAGGCAGCCGUCAGCCUCGCAGCCGUGUCCUUUGCUAGCCAAGACGAGGAAACAUUCUUGGUCGUGGGAACAGCCAAAGACAUGGUAGUCAGCCCUCCCUCAUCUUCGGGAGGCUUCAUUCAUAUCUAUCGCUUCCAAGACGAUGGCCGUGACUUGGAGUUCAUCCACAAGACUCAUGUUGAAGAACCUCCCCUUGCUCUUCUCGGAUUCCAAGGCCGUCUGCUGGCAGGAGUUGGCACAAGCCUUCGUCUGUAUGAUCUCGGCAUGAAGCAGCUUCUUCGAAAAUGCCAGAAGGAUGUCGUAUCUAAGACAAUUGUCGGACUUCAAACACAAGGAAACCGAAUUGUUGUCAGCGAUGUUCGCGAAAGUGUUACGUACGUUGUUUACAAAUACCAAGACAACGUCCUUAUUCCUUUCGCCGAUGAUUUCAUCGCGCGCUGGACCUCUGCAACAACAAUGGUUGACUACGAGACCACCGCAGGUGGCGACAAGUUCGGCAACCUUUGGUUACUGCGCUGCCCUCGCAAGGCCUCUGACGAAGCAGACGAGGAUGGUUCAGGCGCCCAUCUUCAGCACGAAAAAGGUUAUCUCCAAGGCACCCCUCAUCGCCUCGAUUUGAUGAUUCAAUACUACGUGCAAGAUAUCCCGACUAGCAUCCACAAGACUCAGUUGGUUCCUGGAGGGCGAGACGUUUUGGUCUGGACCGGUCUCCACGGUACAAUUGGAAUGCUUGUGCCCUUCAUGGGCCGUGAGGAUGUCGACUUCUUCCAGCUUCUGGAGACUCAGAUGGCCACCACCCAGCCACCUCUCGCUGGUCGUGACCACCUGAUGUACCGCAGUUACUAUGCGCCUGUGAAGGGAGUCAUAGAUGGAGAUCUUUGCGAGAUGUAUCUCCUUUUACCUAAUGACACAAAGAUGAUGAUUGCUGGGGAGCUUGAUCGCUCAGUUCGUGAGAUCGAGCGCAAGAUUUCGGAUAUGCGAACACGUGUGGCCUAUUGA
Molecule: messenger RNA, 3630 nt
Organism: Penicillium salamii
Lineage: Eukaryota; Fungi; Ascomycota; Eurotiomycetes; Eurotiales; Aspergillaceae
Source: the annotation of a GenBank genome assembly